AUGAAUCCGACCCAACUCGUCGCAAAGGCUCUCGCAAUCAGAGACGAGAGUCUCGUCGACGCACUUCCCCCGAUCAAGCUACCGGAACCUCUCCCUCAGAAUGUGCAGGGGAUACCCGCACAAAUCUUGACCGCAGAAGAGUUGGAAAUCACCGAGUCCGACGCGGUGACUCUGAUAGACAAGAUGGCCUCGAAAACACUGUCUUGCGAGACGGUCGUCAAAGCCUUCCUCGCCCGAGCUGCCCUAGCACAGAAGACGGUAAACUGUAUCACGGAGCUACUAUACACCCAUGCCAUCACGAGAGCUAGGUAUCUAGACUCUCUACCAGAGCCCGCCGGUCCUCUCCACGGCCUCCCUAUUUCCGUCAAGGAACAGUUCGGGUUCGAGGGGAAGAUCAACAACAACGGUUUCGUCGCAUGGUGUGACAGACAGCAGGUUCCUCGUUGCAGCCUCAACGAGAUACUUGAGCGAGAGUGCGGCGCCGUGAUACUUGCCCGCACGACGCAGCCGCAGUCCGUCAUGCACCUCGAGACGAACAGCAACGUGUAUGGAAGGACCCUGAAUCCAUGGAACAGGACCUUGGCCGCGGGAGGAAGCUCCGGUGGAGAAGGAGCGUUAGUGGGGUUCAAGGGGAGCUCAUUGGGGCUUGGGGGCGACAUCGGCGGCUCGAUACGAGUCCCGGCCGCCAACAACGGUGUUUACGGCUUCAAACCGACUUCUAAUCGAGUCGGCAAUACAGGAGGGAUGGGCCUAAUUCUUGGCCAAGAAGAAAUCACCGGCUGCAUCGGGCCCCUUUCCCCGACCCUAUCCGGUAUUGAGCUCUUCAUGAGGGCCUACCUCAACAUGUGUCCAUGGAACCGAGAAAACACUCUCCUCCCGAUCCCGUGGCGCAAGGUCGCGCUCCCGCCGAAGCUCAAGAUCGGCAUCAUGCGCUCCGACGGCGUUGUCAGGCCGCAUCCGCCGGUCCUCCGGGCUAUGGACACGGUGGUUGAUGCACUGAAAGCGGCGCCUGAACAAUUUGAAGUGGUAGACUGGGAGUCGAGGGGCCAUGACGAGUGCUGGAGGCUGACGAGCGCUUUGUACUAUGAGGACGGCGGCCGUCGGCUCAGGGAGGUCAUCGCGGCCGGGGGGGAAGAGACGCUUCCUCUCACGAGUUGGUUGUUAGAGGAGACCAAUAUCAAGCCUCGGACUGUGGAGGAAGUGUGGGAUCUCAAAGCCGCGCGCAACUCAUACAGAGCAAUGUACAACCAGCUCUGGCUGGACACGGGGAAACGGGACGGCCACCCCGUCGACGCGAUCCUGUGCCCUGUCGGGCCGGGGUGUGCUCCGCCGCACGACAGCGCCAAGUACUGGAGCUACACGUCCCAGUGGAAUCUCCUGGACUACCCAGCCGUGUCAUUCCCGGUCACGCAAGUCGAUCAGAGGUUAGACAUAGCAGAAGACGGGUAUACACCCCAGAACCCGGACGAUAAGUUUAAUCAUGAGCUUUACACCGGUCCCGGGAGGUACAGAGAUGCUCCUGUCUCUCUUCAGCUGGUCACCCGCCGAUAUGAGGACGAGAAGUGUCUGGGGAUCUUGCGGAGGAUGGAGAUGGCCAUGGGAAGAAAGGCGGGGAUGACUUGA
Messenger RNA from Colletotrichum karsti, 1623 nucleotides. RefSeq names its product acetamidase. Bases 1 to 1623 code for a protein of 540 amino acids. NCBI's taxonomy places the organism in Eukaryota, Fungi, Ascomycota, Sordariomycetes, Glomerellales, Glomerellaceae. The record is from RefSeq and is a predicted model, not a curated record. The transcript is spliced from 5 exons.